Pygoscelis adeliae (Adelie penguin) is the source of this 3325-nucleotide messenger RNA. RefSeq names its product transglutaminase 2 (gene TGM2). Gene Ontology annotation, biological process: peptide cross-linking. Gene Ontology annotation, molecular function: protein-glutamine gamma-glutamyltransferase activity. Lineage: Eukaryota; Metazoa; Chordata; Aves; Sphenisciformes; Spheniscidae. The record is from RefSeq and is a predicted model, not a curated record.
AUGAGUUUCUACAGGCAGGUGGAGCGGCGGCAGGCUGAGCAGGAGCUGCUGCGGGAGCUCGGCCAGUUCUCCAGCAAGAUCACGGGGCUGAAGCUGGACUGUGGGCAGUGCUCAGGCCGGGUGAAGCGUGGGGAGGGCCAGGCGCUGCAGUGCCUGCAGAGCUCCUUCCAGAAGUUGUCAGUGGAGUUCGCCCUGGAGAAGCUGCAGGAGAUGAAGGCUCAGGUGUGCAGGAUGCAGAGCAGCCAGGGGCUGGCAGCCUGGACCAAGGCACGGCACAGGGACCCCCCGGUCUGCAACGCACCCGCCAGCCCCGAGCCAGCUGGGUCGGGGGGCCGGGGGGCGGCGGAGCAGCCAGAGCCCAGCGCCUGGGGACCGGGACAGCCCCAGGGGCCAGGACAGCCCUGGGCCGGCAGCGUUCCUGGCCCCGUGCUGGAUAAGCGGGCAGAAGCCACCCAGUACUUCCAGGUUUACAGCCAGAGCAGUUUCUCCUCUGAAGACUCAGACUCGCAGAACUCCACCGAAGAAGCCCCAGCAGCGAGCCUGGCUUUGCCCCAGGACCUCCAGAGUCCCAGACCACCUUGCCCCUCCGAAAAGCCCCCCCAGAUUGUUUACCUGGAGAACCACCACACCGAGAAUCCAGCUAAAGCAAAUGCCAAGGCGCCCGGAGCACUGGGAGAGCUGACGUGCUCCUUCUUGGCAGGGCCCUGCCCCAUCGAGACAUCAGGAACCAGGUCCCACUUUGCCGUGACCGACUUCCCGGAGGAGUCGGCCUGGAGCGCCGUGGUCCAGCAGCAGGACCCCAUCGCGCUCCGCCCCCCCCCCAACGCCCGCGCCGGCCGCUACAGCCUGACACUGGAGACCUCCACCGGCUACCAGGGCACCAGCUGCCACAUUGGGGACUUCAUUCUGCUCUUUAACGCCUGGCACCCAGAGGACACAGUCUUCCUCCGAGACGAGGAUGAGCGCUGCGAGUACGUGCUGUCCCAGCAGGGGCUCAUCUACCAGGGCACCCGCGACUACAUCACCUCCACCCCCUGGAACUUUGGCCAGUUCGAGGACGACAUCUUGUCCAUCUGCCUCAAGCUGCUGGACACAAACCCCAAAUUCCUGAGGGACCAGAACCGGGACUGCUCCCGCCGCAACGACCCCGUGUACAUUGGCAGGGUGGUGAGCGCCAUGGUGAAUUGUAACGACGAGGACUGGGGGGUGCUGGCAGGGCGGUGGGACAACCAUUACGAAGAUGGGAUGAGCCCAAUGGCCUGGAUCGGGAGUGUGGAUAUUCUCAAGAGGUGGAAGAAGUUUGGGUGCCAGCCAGUCAAGUACGGCCAGUGCUGGGUCUUCGCUGCUGUGGCGUGUACUGUCAUGCGGUGCCUGGGGAUCCCCAGCCGGGUGGUGACCAACUACAACUCAGCCCAUGACACCAAUGGCAACCUGGUCAUCGACCGCUACCUCAACGAGACGGGGCAGGAGGACCGGCGCUCCAGGGACAUGAUCUGGUGAGCGGCACGGUGGGACCCCAGCCUGCCCACACGACCACGUCUUGCCCCUGCGGUGGCUGAACCCCGGGCGGUGACGGUGCCUCUGCUCCCUGCAGGGGUUUUCUGCUGUGGGCCGGCCCCUGUCAGAGCCAUCAAGGAGGGUGACCUGCAGCUGAAGUAUGACAUCCCCUUCAUCUUCGCGGAGGUGAACGCCGACGUGGUGUACUGGGUAGUGCAGCGUGACGGGUCGGAGAAGAAGAGCACCCACUCCUCGGUCGUGGGGAAGAACAUCAGCACCAAGAGCGUGGGCAGGGACAGCAGGGAGGACAUCACCCACACCUACAAGUACCCCGAGGGGUCUGAGAAGGAGAGAGAAGUGUUUGCGAAGGCAGAGCACAAGAAGAGCUCUCUCAGGGAGGAGGAUGAGGGGCUGCACCUCAAGAUAAAGCUGUCGGAGGGCGCAAACAACGGCUGCGACUUCAACGUCUUCGCCGUCAUCAACAACAACACAGACACAGACCGAGUCUGCAGGCUCAUGCUGUGCGCUCGAACCGCCAGCUACAAUGGCACCAUCGGGCCCCAGUGCGGCAUGAAGGACCUGCUGAAUGUCACCCUCACGCCCCGGGCAGAGAAGAGCGUGCCCCUAUGUAUCCUGUACGAGAAGUAUGGGGAGAGUCUGACCCAGGACAACCUCAUCAAGGUGGUGGCUCUCCUGACCGAGUACCAGACCGGCGAUGUCGUCGUGGCCAUCAGGGAUGUCUACAUCCAGAAUCCAGAGAUCAAGAUCAGGGUUUUAGGGGAGCCGAUGCAGAAGCGGAAGCUGGUGGCAGAGAUCAGCCUGGUGAACCCCCUCGCAGUCCCCCUGAACAACUGCAUGUUCGUGGUGGAGGGCGCCGGCCUCACCGACGGGCAGCGGAUCAAGGAGCUGGAGGAGCCCGUGGAGCCACAGGCAGAGGCCAAGUUCAGGCUGGAUUUCGUGCCGCACCAGGCGGGGCUGCGCAAGCUGAUGGUGGACUUCGAGAGCGACAAGCUGACUGGGGUGAAGGGCUACCGCAACGUCAUCAUCGCGCCCCAGCCUAAGUGAGCAGCCACCACGGCCCCCCCUGCCACUGAGAACCUGCUUCCCCUCCCACUUGGGGGCUCGCCUGCCCCCGACUCACUUUAGCCCAAAGACAGUCCCAGCAGCACGUGGAAGGACAACUGCCGAAGCCCAGCCUGACCCCCAUGCAGUGGCUGCGGUGCCACGCUCCUCCCCGGGAGCGCUCAGUGCUGCGGGGAGAGAAGCGACGGGAGCAGGGGCAGGAGGGGGGCGUGCAGGGGCUCCCUGUGGCAGCUGCUCGCUUUGCCACCUUUCCCUCACCCUGCAGGGUGGAAACGUCCCCGCGUCCUGCCUGUCCCCCAGCCUGGGUGCAGCAGGAACCCCCAGAGCCCCCCGAGCCCAGCACAGCUGGGCAGCGGCUAGCCCCCUCCUCUUUCUGCAGCACUGACAGCCCUGGGAAGCAGAGCAGAUUUCAUAAACCAAAGAGCAGAACAACCUUCUCCAGCACUGACUGCACCUCAGCCAUGCUCACGCGUGCCAUUACAAUUCUCUGAACGCAAUUCAGUAGAGGAAAGAUUGUAUACUGUGAGCACAAAGCUGUUUAUAUGCUAUAUACAUAUAUAACAAAUCUACUUGUAUCUAUAUAAAUACAUACUGCAUAUAACCCUACUGCAUGGAUAAAGCAGGGUAUUCGCUAUAAUGACUGUUCCUGUCACGGCAAACACUGUGCAAUGAGGGAUGGAACGUUACCUUGACAUGAAUUAACUAUGCAAGCACCAAAUAAAAACUCUAUUUUUCACUUUUAAAG